CCAGAGUGGAUCAAAAGAAUGGGAAAUGCCUGCAACCCCUUGAGAAGAAUUUCUUCUUUCCUAUGCCUUUUAUCGGUACUGUUGCUGACUGACGGGAGCAAACCAGGAAAGACAUGUCCUAAUUGGUGUACCUGUUCCAAAGAUAAUGCUUUAUGUGAAAACGCCAGAUCUAUUCCGCGCAGCGUUCCUCCUGACGUUACCUCACUAUCCUUCGUGAGAUCUGCUUUUUCUAAAAUCCCAGAAAGGAGUUUUGUCUUCUCACCAUCUCUGCAACUUCUGUUAUUCACAGCAAACACUUUUGAUGUCAUCAGUGGUGAUGCUUUCAUGGGCCUUCCUCAUCUAGAAUAUUUGUUCAUAGAGAACAACAAUAUCAAGUCACUUUCAAACACCUCAUUCCGAGGACUGAAAUCUUUAAUUCAUCUGAGUCUUGCAAACAAUAAUCUUCAAACACUCCCCAAAGACAUAUUCAAAGACUUGGAUUCCUUAACAAACAUAGACCUCAGAGGAAAUGCAUUCACCUGUGACUGCAAGUUGAAAUGGUUAGUGGAAUGGGUGAGCAGAACAAACACGACAGUAGAAGAUGUUUAUUGUGAAAGCCCACCUGAGUAUAAAAAGCGUAAAAUCAACAACCUCUCCCCAAAUGAAUUUGACUGCAUUAUUACAAAAUUUGUUGUUUUUCGAAAGUUGCCAUAUCAGUCUCUGUCAGUAGAGGCCUUCUCGUACAUGGAUGAUGAAUAUGUGGUUAUUGCCCAGCCUUUUACUGGAAAAUGUGUCUUUCUUCAAUGGGACCAUGUGGAAGGGACAUUUAGGAAUUUUGACAACAUUACAGGGACCUCCGUGGUUGUCUGCAAGCCUGUAAUUUUUGAGAAUCACCUGUACAUCAUUGUUGCCCAGCUGUUCGGUGGUUCCCACAUAUACAAAAGAGACGUUCACACAAAUAAAUUUAUAAAAAUUCAGGAUAUCGAGAUUCUCAAAAUUAGAAAGCCGAAUGACAUUGAAGCAUUCACCGUUGCAAAAGACCAGUACUUUGUCAUCGCGGACAGUUCCAAAGCUGGCAUCACCACUGUUUACAAAUGGAAUGGAAACGGGUUUUAUUCUGAUCAGUCUCUGCAUGAGUGGUACAGAGAUACAGACGUGGAGUACCUGGAAAUCGCUGGCAAGCCUCACUUGAUCUUGUCAAGUAGUUCUCAACACCCUGUCAUAUAUCAGUGGAACAAAGUAACAGGGAAAUUUGUUGAACCAACUAAUAUACCAGAUAUGGAGGAUGUCUAUGCUGUAAAGCACUUCAUGGUAAAAGAGGAUAUCUAUGUAUGCUUAACCAGAUUCAUUGGUGAUUCCAAAGUAAUGAAGUGGGGAGGUUCGAAAUUUCUGGAUUUACAAAGGAUGCCGUCACGAGGGUCGAUGGUAUUCCAGCCUCUUCAGAUAAGGAAUUAUCAAUAUGCUAUCCUUGGAAGUGAUUAUUCUUUUACUCAGGUUUAUUACUGGGAGGCAGGAAAGGCCAAAUUUGUGAAGUUUCAAGAAUUAAACAUACAGGCGCCGAGGUCUUUCACACAUGUGUUUGUCGAUAAACAAGAUUUUCUCUUUGCUUCGAGCUUUAAAGGGAAUACGGUGAUUUAUAAACAUAUUAUAGUUGACCUAAGUGCAUGA
Gekko japonicus is the source of this 1647-nucleotide messenger RNA. RefSeq names its product leucine-rich, glioma inactivated 1 (gene LGI1). Bases 19 to 1647 code for a protein of 542 amino acids. The record is from RefSeq and is a predicted model, not a curated record. Gene Ontology annotation, molecular function: protein binding. The transcript is spliced from 8 exons. Lineage: Eukaryota; Metazoa; Chordata; Lepidosauria; Squamata; Gekkonidae.